AUGGCCAUCGCUUCUUCUGAGCAGUUUCAGAGCGACUUGGUUCAAGUGAGUAAGCUGGCCACAGAUGUACAUUAUCCUCUGGUUCAGGUCAACCAGCUAAUAUACACAAGUGUCUUGUUCUCAACAACAAAAGGCGGAAAUAUCCUACGUGGCCGUACUGUUCUUGACAGUGGCUGGAUGCUGAAUGGUCAAAAUCUGUCCCGGGUCCAAAACGAGGACCUGAAAGUACUGGGGUGCCUCGUCGAACUGCUCAACGCUGCAUAUUUGAUUUGGGACGAUAUUAUGGAUGGAUCAUCCACCUGGCGUGGCCAGCCAUGCUGGUAUCGCCGCGAAGCUGUUGGCAUGAUGGCUAUCAACGACGCGUGUCUUGUGAAAUCUGCAAUUUACGUCACGCUCAAGGAACGCUUCCAUGAACACGAAGCGUAUAUAGACCUUUACGAGCUGUUUGCUGAAGCAUCCCUACGGACUGAGCUUGGACAGCACUGUGAUCUCAUGUCUUCAGCAAGGUUAGUGGAGCUCGAUCGGUUUUGCUGGGAUCAUUGUGAGUUUAUCACCAUGCACAAAACAGCUUUCUAUACCUUUUACCUUCCCGUGGCCAUUCCUCUUGUUUACUUGCGCAUUGCAACCUCUGCGAAGCUAAAGCAAGUAUAUGAGGUAUCAAUGCUGCUGGGCCUUGUCUUUCAGGCCCGAGAUGACUUUCUGGAUGUCUAUGGGGAUGAGAAAGUUACUGGAAAGAUUGGUACCGACAUCCAGGAACACAAAUGCAGCUGGCUUUCAGUCAUGGCCUUACAGCAUUGCAACGAUGAAGAAAAGAGCGUAUUGAGAAACUGCUAUGGUUCCACGAAUCGGGAUAAUGUUGCAAAGGUCAAAGACAUCUUUCAAGAGCUGAACCUGGCCAAGAUCUUUUAUGACUUACCAUUAAAGGAGAUUUUUAUAGAGUUUCAGUCAAAAUAA
This is a messenger RNA of Aspergillus pseudonomiae, 954 nucleotides long. RefSeq names its product FPP/GGPP synthase family protein. NCBI's taxonomy places the organism in Eukaryota, Fungi, Ascomycota, Eurotiomycetes, Eurotiales, Aspergillaceae. Gene Ontology annotation, cellular component: cytoplasm. Bases 1 to 954 code for a protein of 317 amino acids. The transcript is spliced from 3 exons. Gene Ontology annotation, molecular function: (2E,6E)-farnesyl diphosphate synthase activity; dimethylallyltranstransferase activity. Gene Ontology annotation, biological process: trans, trans-farnesyl diphosphate biosynthetic process. The record is from RefSeq and is a predicted model, not a curated record.